GAUAAAAUGGAAUCGUGGAACGCAAUCUCUCUCUCUCUCUCUCUCUCAAUCUGAACUCAUGGCGCUUAACUGCACCUCCAUUGCCCGUUUCAACCUCCACUGCUUCCAGAGCUCUAAAGGACGCUUUCUUGGAAAAACCCAUCAUCUGAAAUUAUCUGGAUUCACCAAACCAAAAGGCCAACUGAACAAAACAAUGAUCACCUGCAGCAUCCAGCCAACACUUCUCAAUACUUCUGAAGCAACCAGAUACAUGGAAACACUUGCAACUACCAUUCCCCAGAGCUUACACAUAUUUGCUUCAAGCUACAUACAAGAUCUCCUGAUUGCCGAUCUUGAUCCGGCAGCAGCAAAGACAGCCAUUAGCAUCAUGGGUCCUUUUCUAUCAGCAUUCGGCUUCCUGUUCAUCCUCAGAAUAGUUAUGUCCUGGUAUCCGAAGCUCCCCGUAGGAAAAUUUCCAUACGUUUUCGCUUAUGCACCUACAGAGCCAAUUCUGAGAGUAACAAGGAAGGUAAUACCGCCUCUUGGUGGAGUCGAUGUAACUCCUGUGGUAUGGUUUGGCUUGAUAAGCUUCUUGAAUGAGAUCUUAGUUGGUCCUCAGGGAUUGUUGGUUCUUCUAUCUCAACAAGUACAGACUGGUUAACAAGUAAGAGCGAAUUCUUGUUUUGGGCUUUUACCCGAUAUUAGUCCAUAAACAUUUCAAUUAUUGAAAUUAGUUCUUCAAAACCAUUGAAAUUUCCAUAAGGUCCCCUAAUUCUCAUAAUUUGUUUCAAUUUAAUUCCUCUAAUUGCUACUUCUGCUCUCGACUUGGAGGGACUAAUUCCAUAAUAACUUAAGAAUUGGAGGACCUAAUAGCAAAUUCAAUGAUUUGAGGGGCUAGUUUCAAAGUAUGAAAGAUUUAAGGUGCUAAUAUAGAAAACCCUUUCUUAUUUCCAAUACCAAUCACAUUGUAAGAUUGUAAGAGCAUGUACAUUGUUCAGAAAUGAGACCAAUAAGCAAAAAUUUUGAUAAUAGUCAUUAGCAUGCCAGUCUA
Messenger RNA from Asparagus officinalis (garden asparagus), 1030 nucleotides. RefSeq names its product protein COFACTOR ASSEMBLY OF COMPLEX C SUBUNIT B CCB3, chloroplastic. Gene Ontology annotation, cellular component: chloroplast thylakoid membrane. NCBI's taxonomy places the organism in Eukaryota, Viridiplantae, Streptophyta, Magnoliopsida, Asparagales, Asparagaceae. The record is from RefSeq and is a predicted model, not a curated record. The transcript has 3 exons. Bases 59 to 640 code for a protein of 193 amino acids.